Molecule: messenger RNA, 1775 nt
Organism: Plutella xylostella (diamondback moth)
Lineage: Eukaryota; Metazoa; Arthropoda; Insecta; Lepidoptera; Plutellidae
Source: RefSeq, a predicted model, not a curated record
ACAGGACAUCAAUGAUUUGGCAUUUCGGUUUCAAAAAUUAUCGCUUUGUUUUAUUGGAAAAUUGUUGAUAUCAUCCAAAUUCACCGAAUAAUGUAAUAAAGUGAAUUUUACAUUACUCCUUUUUGAUAUCCUGAUUUUCGCAGGAUAAUUUUAGAACCGUACGCAACAUGUCGAACGGGUCUGGUGUGAGCGUGAAGUUCACAUCCGGCUUGUCCAAGUCGGAUCCGGAGCAGAAGCCGGUGCUGAUUGUGGGCCAGGCCUCGCACCUCGCCACCCUGACCUGGCAGGAUGUGCGCUGCAAACUGGAGCCGAGAGUCACUGAAGACGCAUGGCGCCGCGGCAUAUCCAUCGUGACGGCCUCCCCCGGCGAGUCCUGCGAGCUCUGGCCCGGGGCGGCUACCCUGGCCACCCUGCCCGCCCGGCGCUCGCGCCACGCCGCGCCGUCGAGGGCACACGCCCUGGCCAAGAUCGUGAGGGGGUGCCCGCGACAGGGGGACGAGGAUAUUGUGCUAGUCUGCCGCAAGCGCGACGCCUACGCCUCGGCCAUCGCCAUCGCUCGUUCCUUCCCGCUGUACUCCGCGCGCACCACCCCCGCGCUGCUCGCCCCCGCCCCCGCCCCCGCCCCCGCGGCCAAGCAGAGCAGGACGGUCAAUGUGGAGAUUGUGCUGGCUAAGGAGAAUGAGGACGGCGACACAGAAGACGACGGCCCACUAGACCCGUACUUAACAGACGGGACUCUGUCUCCACAAGACACGAGCACGAUCCAGGAGGCGGCGGACGCCACGCGGCUCGCGGCGCGCCUCACCGACGCACCGGCUAAUAUAGUGAAUGUUAGCCAGAUUAUUGAGGAAGCUGUAAAAGUGGCCAAGGAGCUCGGCAUUCCAGAGCCCACCGUUAUCCGCGGUGAAGAGCUGAAGGCGCGCGGCAUGGGCGGCAUCUACGGCGUGGGGCGGGCGGCGGAGGACCCGCCCGCCCUGGUUGUACUGUCUUAUGUUCCGCCAGGCGCGACGGAGACGGUGGCGUGGGUGGGCAAGGGCAUCGUGUACGACACGGGCGGCCUCAGUAUCAAGGCAAGGACAGCGAUGGUGGGCAUGAAAGGCGACAUGGGCGGCGCGGCGGGCGUGCUGGGCGCGCUGCGAGCCGCGGUCCGCGCCGCGCCCGCCGCCGCGCUGCACGCCGUGCUGUGCGUCGCGGAGAACGCCGUCGGACCCAGGGCUACCAGGCCUGAUGACAUCCACACCCUGUAUUCAGGCCGCACGGUCGAGAUCAACAACACUGACGCUGAAGGUCGUCUGGUGCUGAGUGAUGGCGUGGUGUACGCGUCUCGGGACUUGAAGGCAGAUAUUAUAGUAGACAUGGCCACGCUCACCGGCGCACAGGGCAUAGCCACCGGCAAAUACCACGCCGCCAUCAUCUCCAACUGCCCAUCACUCGAGUCUCGUUGCGUGCGCGCGGGGCGCGGGGCGGGGGAGCUGGCGCACGCGCUGCCCUUCGCCCCCGAGCUGCACCACCCCGAGUUCAGCAGCCAGGUUGCUGACAUGAAGAAUAGUUGUGCGGACCGCAACAACGCUCAACCAUCAUGCGCGGGCCUCUUCAUCCUGUCGCACCUCGGCUUCGACACGCCGGCGCGCUGGCUGCACGUCGACAUGGCCGCGCCCGCGCACUGCGGCGAGAGGGCUACAGGUUACGGAGUGGGGCUUCUCACCGUGUUGUUUGGAGACAAGACCCAGAGCAAACUGCUCCGCGCACUGUGUCCGAAGUAAUUGUAGCGGGUA